AUGAAAAACGCUCUUCAAGAAUCCGACCCAUCUCCGAAGAAAAAGAAGAAGGUGGUGGCUAAAAAAGCUCAAAAUGGUGAUGGACCGGCUAAGAAGAAGGUGAAAAAGACGAAGAAAGUGCAGGAGGAGGAGCCUGUCGAAGAGGUCGAGAAACUUCAACUGAUUGACGAUGAUGACGAGGAGGAGGGGCUUGAUGCGCUGAAUUUCACUCAGCAUGAUGGAAGUGACGACGAUUUGAGAGAUGACUACUCAGAUGAUGAAGACGACGAUGAUCUACCAAUCGAGAAGAAGUCGGCGGCUCUCGAUAAGAAAAAGGAGAGAAUUCUGGCUGAAGGAGAAGAAGAAUUGCAGUUGAAUAUUGCAAAUCAAGCGACAUUCGAAUUGCCAUCAGUCGAAGAGAUCGAGAAUGAGAUGAAGUCGGUUCCGAAUCUGGAAAUUAUCAAACAACGCAUUGCCGACGUCAUUCAAGUUCUCGGAGACUUCAAAAAUCGUCGUGAUCCGGCGAAAUCACGUACUCAAUAUGUUGAGGUGUUGAAGAAGGAUUUGUGCUCUCAAUACGGUUAUAAUGACUAUUUGAUGGGAAAAUUCAUGGAUUUGUUCCCGAAUGGAGCAGAGUUGUUGGAGUUUUUGGAGGCUAACGACAAUCCGAGACCGGUCACGAUUCGUGCCAAUUCGUUGAAGGUUAAACGCCGCGAUCUCGCCAGAAACCUCAUCAACCGUGGAAUGAACGUAGACCCGGCGGCGGAUUGGACGAAAGUUGGACUCGUCGUCUACGAUUCUCAAGUUCCAGUCGGAGCGACACCCGAAUAUCUCGCCGGACACUAUAUGAUUCAAGGACUCAACUCAUUGCUCCCAGUCAUGGCACUGGCUCCACAACCCGGAGAUCGUGUGCUGGAUAUGUGCUCGGCGCCAGGAGGAAAGACGUCGCAUAUCGCUGCGUUGAUGAAGAAUAGUGGAACACUGUUCGCCAAUGAUGCCAGUUUCGAUCGUUGUCGUGCCAUCAUCGGAAACCUUCAUCGUCUCGGUGUGAACAACGCGGUCGUCUGUAAUCUCGGCGGAGAGGAAUUCGCAAAAAUCCGUCCGAAUGGAUUCGAUCGUAUCUUGUUGGAUGCUCCAUGCUCUGGAACUGGAGUCAUUUGGAAGGAUCAGUCUGUGAAGACGUCGAAAGACUCACAAGACGUUCAGAGACGUCAUACUGUCCAGAGACAGUUGAUUCUGUCGGCACUCGACUCGUUGGACGCAAACUCGCCCAAUGGAGGAUACCUCGUCUACUCGACGUGCUCCGUCCUUGUCGAAGAGAACGAAGCGGUCGUGAAUUUCCUUCUGGAACGUCGUCACUGUGAACUCGUCCCAACCGGCCUCUCAAUCGGUGUCGACGGCUACACUCGAUUCCGUGAUUACCGUUCCAUCCGUCGCUUUCAAUGA
Molecule: messenger RNA, 1425 nt
Organism: Caenorhabditis remanei
Lineage: Eukaryota; Metazoa; Nematoda; Chromadorea; Rhabditida; Rhabditidae
Exons: 6
Coding region: 1-1425 (474 amino acids)
Biological process (GO): maturation of LSU-rRNA; rRNA base methylation
Cellular component (GO): nucleolus
Molecular function (GO): rRNA (cytosine-C5-)-methyltransferase activity; RNA binding
Source: RefSeq, a predicted model, not a curated record